AGGAGCCGGGCGGGUCACGUGGUCAAACACCGACCGCUGCUCGGAGCGGUCCCGGUGACAGAAGCCUCCCCUCGACGCUCGCUCUCCGAAUGGAAUACGACCCACUUGUUCAUGUGACCGAGUCCCGACGAGGAGGACACACACCGACUCGUCUGCGGCUCUGAAACAGCGUGUGCGUUUCAUCCACAUCUCUGUCUCCGGUCGACUCGGACCUGCCGACGGCCCCUAUCGGCACAAAGAGAAGAAACGCCUCGACUCCUCGGACAGGACCACGGCUCCCGCAGCGAGGCGGCAGCGGAGGACGAGGACCCCCAGAGCCCGAGGGACAUGGAGCCGACCAAGGCUGGAGGCGUAAUAGCCUACAUCAGCUCCUCGCCCAGCUCCUCGUCCAGCCCGGAGUCCUGCCACAGCGACUCCUCCAACGGCAGCUACCAGUCGUCCUCCCCGCCCCACGGCUCCUCGUCCGGCCGCCGCCAGCCGGGUCAGCCGGCUGACCCUACGCUCCCGGCUGGUGGCCAAAACCUUCUAGGGACUCAAAAGAUCGGACGCGCCCCUUCCACUGCGAAAUGUGGCAUCACAAAAAUCAAUGGCCUGGUGCUGCUGUGUAAGGUCUGCGGUGAUGUGGCCUCUGGUUUCCACUACGGUGUCCACGCCUGCGAGGGCUGCAAGGGCUUUUUCAGGAGGAGCAUCCAACAGAACAUCCAGUACAAGAAGUGCCUUAAGAACGAGAGCUGCCCCAUCAUGAGGAUCAACAGGAACCGCUGCCAGCAGUGUCGCUUCAAGAAAUGCCUGAUGGUGGGGAUGUCCAGAGACUCUGUGCGUUUUGGCCGAAUCCCCAAGCGUGAGAAGCAGCGCAUGCUGCUGGAAAUGCAAAGUGCCAUGAACAACAUGAUGAACAACAGCCAGCUGCACAGCAACCAGGCGCUGCCAAUCGCCAAGCCGCUGCCAGCCGGUGCCACAGAACCCACCUCAGAGGAUGCUGGCCCCGCCCCCUCCCGCUCUCCGUCCUCCUCGCCGUGCUCAAGCCAGUCUGACCCCAGCUCGGACCCCGAGCCCGCCGUGGCGAUGGACACCAGCCCCAGUUCGGCCUCGCCGAGCGCGUCCGACAGCGGGGAGGAGGAGGUGAUCGGCUCGGUGACCCGGGCCCACCAGGAGACCUUCAUGUACAACCAGGAACGGAGCAACCUGGCGGCCGAGGCCCCAGCCCCGGCCCCGGCCGCUGGCUCCUCCAACAGCGGCUCCGACCAAAACGCCACCAGCCGCUGGAACGAGGAGCAGCAGGACGCCUGGAACCACCACAACGACAUGGCUACCGUGGCAGCGCAGGAGCCCUCCUCCGGCGCGGGGCCCCAGGGUGCGGAGGACAACAGCACCAACCACUGCCCUUUCAGACUGUCCCGGGACGCUGGCAGCCACUGUCCCGCCUACAACCACGGAGCCUUCAGAGCUCCGGCUGCAGAGGAGGCUGCCGGAGCAGCCCACAGUGGGCACCAGUGGAGAGAAGGCAGGAGGAGACAUCUGGUUUGUCCGAUGAACACGUCUCCUCAUGUGGACCCGCAGAAGUCUGGCCACGAGGUGUGGGAGGAGUUCUCCCACAGCUUCACCCCCGCCGUCAGGGAGGUGGUGGAGUUUGCCAAGAAGAUCCCAGGCUUCCGAGAUCUGUCCCAGCCCGACCAGGUCAGCCUGCUGAAGGCCGGCACCUUUGAGGUGCUUGUGGUUCGCUUUGCGUCUCUUUUCGACAUGAAGGACCGCACCGUGACCUUUCUGGGUGGGAAGAAGUACAGCGUGGACACCCUGAGGGCCAUGGGGGCCAGCGACCUCCUCAACUCCAUGGUGGACUUCAGUGAGAAGCUCACCAACCUGGGCCUCAGUGAGGAGGAGAUGAGCCUCUUCACCGCCGUGGUUCUGGUCUCCGCAGAUCGCUCCGGCAUCGAGAACGUGAACUCGGUGGAGGCGCUGCAGGAGACGCUGAUCCGCGCCCUGCGCAGCCUCAUCACCAAGAACCACCCCAACGAGUCGGCCAUCUUCACCAAGCUGCUGCUCAAGCUGCCCGACCUGCGCUCGCUCAACAACAUGCACUCGGAGCAGUUGCUGGCCUUCAAGGUCCAUUCCUGAAGUUACCUCCAGUACAGACCCCACUCCCCCCUUUCCUCCCCACCACCACACAGACCACAAACCAGAACAGCCCAUGACCGGAUCUGGGGGGGGGGGGCGUCACCGGACAGAGACCACCAGCUGAUCCACUCUUCCCACCCACCCGACCACACCUCCAGCUCCAGCUCCCUUCUGGCUACAAACUGAACUAAAGCUCAGACCUGACAUUCAAGGGGGGGUGGGGGGGCGGACCAUGAAAUGUUAUUGUACUGUACUGUAGGGCCUAAGAGCCUGUGUGAUGGUAAUGCGUGCAUACAGACAUACUUGAUUGAUGUACAUGUUUCCUGUGUUUGUGUGUAGCAUACUGUGCAUUUGCGACCCUACAAACGUUAGAAGCACUUUUCUGUAUAGUGUAGAAUGGUUGUUUUUUUUUGCAUUCAUAAGUGCAAUAUGUGACUGCGUUUUGAUUUGAGCUGUGUAGUGAGGGGGCUCGCGUGCACGUUUCCGAUGGCACACGUGGUCUUGAAUUGGUGCUGUGCUCAUGUGAUCAGGGGGAAGAUGUAAACCUAGAAAAGAAACGCCCCCGGACGCUGAACAGUUACUGAGGUAAAAUCCUCUUUAAAACCAACAGGGGCCAGCGACAAUGAGAAGAAUGUGGACGUGAAGCUGCGCCAACGUCUCAGCUUUACACUUUCUUCCUCCGAGAAACCGGAGAACGUUUUAAUUUGAGUUUGGCAAAAGAAGGCGGCGUCUUAUUUUCGGCUUCUCUCAUGCGGUGGUGUACGUACUAUGCUGUGUUUCUGUCGGCUGCAGGAUAUUUUGUCUUCUAAAUUAUUUGGGCAUUUGUGACAAAUCAAAUGUAUCGGUGUCACCGUUGCUUUUGCGAUGCAGGAUUUGUACACACGGACCAGUGGACACGUAUAAACACUGAACCGUUGAAAUCAUAUUCAGGAUGUAUAUCGUGU
This is a messenger RNA of Scophthalmus maximus (turbot), 3059 nucleotides long. It is a transcript of the gene nr1d2b, whose product is annotated as nuclear receptor subfamily 1, group D, member 2b. The transcript is spliced from 8 exons. Gene Ontology annotation, molecular function: RNA polymerase II cis-regulatory region sequence-specific DNA binding; zinc ion binding; nuclear receptor activity. Gene Ontology annotation, biological process: negative regulation of transcription by RNA polymerase II; hormone-mediated signaling pathway; cell differentiation. NCBI's taxonomy places the organism in Eukaryota, Metazoa, Chordata, Actinopteri, Pleuronectiformes, Scophthalmidae. The coding region runs from base 328 to 2115 and encodes 595 amino acids. The record is from RefSeq and is a predicted model, not a curated record.